UGCGGUUUUGGAACAGGGUGUAAAUGCAUCUAUAGGGAAGGGCUCUGGGUUCCUCAGAGUAGCUGUACUGUCGACACUGACAAUGGAGGUGGUGGGAAGUGCUCAUUGGGUAGUAGUGGUGGCAACAACAGGAAAACUCCGUAUGAAGGUAGAGGAGGAGGAGGAGGUGCAGGCCCUGGCCCUGGCGCUGGCGGCAGCGAUGGCCACGGAGAGGAUGAUCAUGAAGAAGAGGAGUUUGGGCCAGUAAUGAAGUUUGAGGAAGUGAUGAAAGAGGCUGAAGCUCGUAGGGUUAGUCUUCCUUCGGACAUGUUACAAGCGGCUAAAUCCAUUGGGCUCCGCGAAGUUGUUCUUGUCAGAUACUUGGAUUUGCAGGGGUCAAUUUGGCCUGUAGGCUUUGCCAUGAGAUCCUGUUCAUGGCUUCGCAACCGAAUGCCUGCUGAUCCAUCUUUCCUUUUCAAAGUUGGAACAGAGGUUGCCAUUGACUCUUGUUGUGCCCACGAAAGGAAAAGUCUAGAGGAUCAGUGGCAAUCUUGCAAUUUCAGACAGAUGGAAACAAUGGAGAAAUUGAAAUUCCAGCAACUAGUGUAUGCACCAGAAGAGAAUAGAUGCCAAAAUACUGACCUGAUUUGAUGGUGACAAGAUGAAGAAGACUUGAGGAGAAGUAGAAGGAUAUAGGCCAAACAUCUCACCUGGAAUUAGAUUGAAAUCCCAUCAACAUACCUUAGCAUCUCGCAACACUAUUCUGAGUCUCACAGAACAUUGGAGGCGAAAGUCAACUAUUCAACUAGUAAAACUGUGGGGCUUAUGAAGCCUUAAAAUGCUUAUAUAGAAAUUGAAAUAGGGAAGAAGAAAGUAGGAAACUCUAUCCGAAGUAGGAAUAGAUUUCCCACAUGACUAAAACUCUAUCUUAUCUAUUUGAGGGAAAUUACACUUCCCUCAUCUAAAAUGUAAAAGACAAGUUUACCCCCCACUAAACCUGUUAAGUGAAUUAAGAUUCUCUGGAUAUUCCCCAUCUUCUUCAUUCACACAAAUUAAAACACAGGACCCUUACAGUUCUGCAACCGUCCACAACCGCCACUGGUUGGCGACCCUUGUGCGCUGCCGCUGGCUGCUUGAAGUCCAGAGAGGUCUGAAACGGUGGCAGGUACAGAAUCUUAGAGCUGGAAUUAAGCAGCUCCCAUUGAACGCAGGGAUGAAGACGGCGGCAGGGGAUAGGGUGAAAUCUUUUUAUCACAAGGAUUUUGUGAUUGACCAAGACGACCAUUGGAUUCUGCAGGAAUGGAAGGGACGAAUUAUUUAUGUGCUUACCACAUGGAAACCUGCCUAGGAUUCCUAAAUUCUUGUUUACUUUUGUCUGUUCCAGGGAAGGGCUGGACCACUAUAGGAGACUGGACUCCUGAAAUUCUUCUAUGGGCUUAGUUCCCUAGAAGUCCUGAGGACUCAGAGAAUGCCUGUAGGGUAUAUGUUAGCUUCUGGGUUGGAAUUGUAAUGCAUUAUGCCUUUAAUUUUUUCACUUAGAACUCUGAGAUUUUCGUGCCUUAAGAAUUGAGAUGAUUUAUGCAAUUUAUCAUAUAUAAGAAGUCAGAUUGACAACUCCAUAAUGAUAGCUUUAGCCUUCUAUCUUGGAUGGAGAUAAGAGUUAGGUUUUAUGGUUUUAAAUAGCAGAAAAACAAGUAGAAGAGAGAGAUCGGGUCUAUAAAAAAGAAUUCACGGCUUCAAGGGAUUGAUCUUUAAGCUGUCACCUGUGAGAGAUGACCAGUUCAAGAUCAAACUGAACUCCCAGCCAUCAAAAUCCUCUAAAUAUAUUUACGCCUUUCUUAAGUUCUGCUACAUUUGGGCAGCAGUGAACUCAGAACACUACGAUGAUCGUCAUUGGUUGUCGCCAGAGUGACAAUGUUGGUCGUGAGAGACUUCGUCCGUUGUCGCCAGAGUGAUGGUUCACAGCAGAAGGUUGUUGGUCAAAUGUCCUUUGACAGGGUAGGCAGGGUUCUUCGGUGGUUGGGAAGAAGAAAAGGGGUAUUUUGGGUUUGGGUUGAAAGGGUAGAAGAGGUAGUGCAUAAGAUUGAAAAGGUAAUUUUGGAAACUCACAUAACAUAAGGGUAGUUUGGGGAUUAAAAUGAACAUGGAUAGGUGGCAUCAUCUCUUAACAGUGUUCUUCUUACAGACUGGAUACAGUUGAAAGAAUCUUCAAAACUUAAGGGAAGGGAGUGUCAUUUCCCAAAACAUAGGGGAGCGGGGUGAAAUUCGAGCAUAGUACAGGGGAGGGGAGUGUAAUUUCCUCUAUUUAUUUAGUUAGAAUAGGUGUCCCAUAUGACAAACUCUAUCCAAACUAGGAGGAAUAGUUCUAUUAAGUGAAGAAUAUCCAACCAUUACAAGUAAAGAGUGAAACAAUAAAACAAUGAAAUAAAAUUACAGAAGCUAAAUUAAGAAAGUAAAUCCCGUAUUCUUACCUUGUACCCAUAUUUUAGGUCCAUUAAAGCGGCCUAUUAUAAAGAAAACCUAUUGGAGAAAAGGUCUAACACAUAUAUAACCCACCUCAAGGCAUAUUCCCACUAAAAUAAGCUCAAUUAUUGUUAACUUUCCCCAGCUUGAAAAAGGGUUGUCCAUGAGUUUUGUGGUGACGACAUAUAACAGUUCUGCGAUGUAUCUUCCACGGUAGAAUUUUAUGCAUGUUGUUUCUCGUCUUUAAAAUCUUCAUGUUAAAUCGUCUGUAAAUUGCUACUACAAGUUUUGCAAUGUAUCUUGUCAUUGUAGUCUUCUUUGAUUUCUUCAUAUUUAUCCUCGACCUUAAGCUCUAGCUCUUGUAGCGAAGGAAAAUCUUCUGGCUUGCAAAGAAUUUGAUAUUCACCAUGAAUCAUAGAUGUCUCCUCUUUGCCUUCACAAUACAAAUCAAACUUAUGUAGGAAAACUAGAUUCUCCUCUGUUGGGGCAUCCAAACUGAUGAGAUCCUUUUCUUUAGCUGCUUCCUUCGUUUAUUUGAUAUAAUCAUAUUAAAUGACAUUGCUAAUUUACAUAUAUUGCACACAUAAGUAGGUGCUUAGGUUCCCCUUCAAUGCCUUGGGUUGCAUAGUCGCUUUGGCAACUAAUAUGCAUGAAACAAAUAACCUAGUUAGUCGGUUUUCACUCGUAUUAAUACUGUCUCGGCAGACAAUUUCAGUUGGAGUCCUAAAAUGAAACCAGCUCUUUAACCUUCAUAUCCCCUGGAUAUGCUGAUUGGGUUUAAUUGCCAAGAGUUCGGUUCAUCCACUUUGAUGUAGGUCUAAGGGAUGGCCCACAAAGUUACUCUUGACUCUUUAAUUGUGAAUCAGGAUUCUGACUUCGCAGACAGAGCUGUGAAGGUUCCAACAUUGAUGUAUUAUAUUACCCAUUAGUCUUGUUUAAGUACUUAUUCUCAACUAUUUCUUCUUGUUCAGAGUAUUCGAGGUUAUACGGGGUCUAUUCUGUUGCCUCGGGUACUACUAAAGAUCUAACUGGUUUAUGAUGCCAUCAUGCAUGUGUUUUUUGCGCUGUUUCUUCUAGUACCCGCAAUCAUAUUAUGGUUGGCUUUGAACACCUGGUUGAAGCAUCACCUAUGGCAAAGAGAGAGCCAUUUGUUGCAAAGGGAAUCACUAGCGUUUUGCGACUUGCUAACAAUAAUUAUGGCCGUAAUCAGUUCAAGAACUGGGCCAGUGUUGGUAGCGGGCAGCGUAUCAGAAACCUGGUUGCAAGUGAGGUUUCGGAGACGUGCCAGGGUGAUAUUAAAUACACUUAAAUAAACAUAGACGUGCCUAUGAUACAUGCAAAACUCGAGUUUUCUAGGAUUGUAGGUCGUAAAUAAGCUAUAGCACCCAACCAAUGUCAGGUUAUCUGUCUCUGUGACAUCUUUGUAAUUUAAUUUGGCAUUGGCAACUGUAAUAUCAGACAUACGAGUAAUAAGUGAUUAAGCAGGAAGGUUUGCAAAAGAAAA
This is a messenger RNA of Macadamia integrifolia, 3946 nucleotides long. RefSeq names its product protein RETICULATA-RELATED 1, chloroplastic-like. Gene Ontology annotation, biological process: plant organ development. The coding region runs from base 247 to 630 and encodes 127 amino acids. The transcript has 4 exons. Gene Ontology annotation, cellular component: chloroplast inner membrane. The record is from RefSeq and is a predicted model, not a curated record. Lineage: Eukaryota; Viridiplantae; Streptophyta; Magnoliopsida; Proteales; Proteaceae.